AUGAACUCAGAUCAAAGGUUUAUAACUCAAAAUUCACAAUUCAUGUCAAGGAGAAGCCAAUAUUUAUUAUAAUUGUAUAUUGAUAUUCAAAUUUAGAUAAAAUGACUAAUUGUAGAGACAUAGAACAACUUUGAACAAUCUUCCUGAUCAAGAAGAACUAAUAAAUUAGCUAAAUGCCAAAUAGGAAAAGAAUAACUAAUUGUAGGAGGAUAUCAGAAAGCUAAAAACUUUGGUGGAGCAAAAAGAAGUAAUCAAUUAGAAUUAAAAUUUAGAGAGAUAUAAAAAAUUAUGAAGCUUUGGUUUAAAAAAUAGAAAAUACAUAAAAUUUCGAUUUAUUCGUCAAAGAAGGAAAAUAACUCAAUAUUACUCGAUCGAUGGCAAUUAAUUUAAAAAGAAAAGCUGGUGAGGAUAAAUAAGAAAUUUAGAAACAAAAAGAAACAAUCAAAGAACUGUAAGAAAAUAUAAAAACAAGAAAUGUAAUGAGAUUGAAAGUACUAGUUAUUUACUAAUAUAUUAUAGAAUUAUAAUGUUUCAUUGUUAUAAGAUAUAUAGAUUCGAAAUGAUAUAAUAAAUGGAUAAAACUUAAAGAUUUAAGAGUUAAAUUAACAAAUUGAUAGCUUAAGAAUAUAUUAGAAUUAUUAUACAAUAUAAUAAGAUUUACCAGGGAUAGAAAUAAGAUUUAAUUAAUUAUAAAAUAACAUUAAUGAAUUGAUAAACAUAAAAAGAUAAACUUAAGCAGAUCUGGAUAUUGUCAAAAUAUAAUAUUAAUUUAUAAAGUAAUAAACCCAAAACAAUCAAUAAAGAACAAGAUAUCGAAGUGGUAGUUUUAAUAUUAGUCAACAGAGUGAAAUAUAAGUUAUAAGAGAUUAAAGAUCGAAAUCGAUUUCAAAAGAUAAUAUUUUAAUUGAAAGAAAUUGGCAAUUAAUUAAAUCCCUAGAAAAUAAAAAUAAUUAACUAAUUUAAAAAAGAUAACAAUAAUGUAAUGAAAUAAUAACAUUAAAAAAUCAAAUUAAUGAUAUUUCUAAGGAGAAAUAAGUACAGGAGAACUUAGUUUAAUAAUUAAAAUAGAAUGCUAAAGAUAAUGCAGAUAGAAUAAAAUAAUUAUAAAAUGAUUUAUAAGUGAUAAAUCUUUAAAAUGCUAAUUUGAAAUAAUUAAUACAAAACCAUGGAUCUGAUUUGACAGAAAAAAAACUACAAAUUGUUUAGUAAAAGGAAAUUAUUGAGAAGUUAAAUUAAGAAUUAUUGAAUAAAGAUAAAAAUAAAGAAAUAGAGUAAUUAAAACUUUAGAUUAAUUAAGAAAUUGAAAAGAAAAAUAAUAAUUAAUAGAUUUAUAAUUAAUAAAUAGAAUAACUUAAUGCCAUUUUAAAUGAAAAAAAAUAAGAUAAUGAUUAACUUAAUAAUAACUUAAGACAUUUAAAUUCAUAAAUAUAGGAACUAAAAUAAUAGAAUGAGGAUUAUAAUAACAAAAAUUUAGAAUAUAAUCAGAUUAUUAACAAUCUUAAAUUAGAAAUAAAUAAUAUUUAAGCUAAUUUAGAUAUAAAAGAUUAAAAUAUAUUAUAAUUAACUUAAAAUAUUGAAUAAUUAAAUUUAGAGAUAUAAUAAUUAAAUAAGGAUAAAGAAUCAUUAAUUUAAGAUAAAGACUAAUUUAAUGAAGAGAUAUAAUCAUUAAAUCAAAAUAUAAAUUAAUUAAAUUAGGAUAAAGAAUUAUUAAAUAAGGAUAAAGAAUUAUUCAAUUAAGAGAUAUAAUAAUUAAAUUAACAUAAAAAAUAAUUAAAUGAAAACAUAUAAUAAUUGAUUUAACAUUAAGAAUAAUUAAAUUAAGAAAUUAUCUAAAAAGAUGAUAACAUAUAAGAUUUGAAAAUCGAAUUACAGAUCUAUGAAUAUAGUAGUAAAAAGAUAUCCAUAAAUGUUGCCAAUUAAAAUUAAAAUAAAAUAUUCUAAGUUUAACUAAAGGAUAGUAUCAAUGACAUUUAUAUGUAGGCAGCUUAAAAAGGAUUUUAGUAUCACAUUAUUUUAUAUUUUAGAAUAUAAUUAAAUAGAAAUACUACUUUAUUAGUGCCAUCUAAAAAUAAGAGAAUUUCAUAAUCUGA
Paramecium primaurelia is the source of this 2090-nucleotide messenger RNA. The record is from the annotation of a GenBank genome assembly. NCBI's taxonomy places the organism in Eukaryota, Ciliophora, Oligohymenophorea, Peniculida, Parameciidae.